Molecule: messenger RNA, 1442 nt
Organism: Vitis riparia (riverbank grape)
Lineage: Eukaryota; Viridiplantae; Streptophyta; Magnoliopsida; Vitales; Vitaceae
Product: disease resistance RPP13-like protein 4
Exons: 4
Coding region: 120-1061 (313 amino acids)
Biological process (GO): defense response to other organism
Molecular function (GO): ADP binding
Source: RefSeq, a predicted model, not a curated record
UGCAUCCUCUUCCUGGAGAAGCGCAAAAUGAAAAUCAACAAGGAUUCCUCACAAGGGCAAGAGCAAGGGCAAGGGCAAGGGCAAGGGCAAAGGCAAGGCCACUACUCUCUGCCUGAGCUAUGGUUUCUGUGCAAAACAAAAAGGAAGCUGAUUCACAUCAAGAAAAAGCUGUUUGUUGCUACAAGCCACCCAGUAGUACCAGACAGACUUCCCUUUCUGCCGUCACGGAUGUAGCCACAACUUCUUCUUCUUCUGGCUCUUUCUCAUUUGAUGGACCAACGAUAGACGACGACGAUCUCGAUGACUUUGAAGACCAACUCGAAAAUAUAGCAAAUUUGGUUGUGGGUAGAAGAGAUUUGGAUGAAGAAGGAUUUAGUAAGGAAAUUGGAAUUGUGGGGAUUGGGGGUUGCGGUAAGACCCUUGUGGCCCGAACAGUUUUCAACCGAAGUCGUGUGGGGAUUGUGGGAAUUUGGAUCAACUUACAAGCCAUAGAGAAAGGAGAAAUAGAUUUUAAGAAGAUUCUCAAGGCUAUGCUGAAGCAGUGUGAUGAUGGGCAAAGAGAUUUUGUGGAUGGUAGUGUGGAGGUGGAGGAGGAGGAGCUAUUGGAGGCCCUCUGCAAAGCAUUGUGGAGUAAGAGUUAUUUAUUAGUGUUUGAUGGAAUUUGGGAUAUCAACCUGGACUGGUACUUCAGGUUAAAGGAGAGACUCCAGUGGUGUAACAAAUCAAAUCAGAGUAGAAGGCGCAGACUCAUCAUCAUUACAACCAGACUCGAUGGUGUGGCUAAGAGGAUGGUUGGGCCCAAUAAUUUAUAUCGUAUGCAGCCCUUUUCCAAUCUGCUUAUUUCGGGCCAUAUUAGUGGGGCGGUUCCUCGGGAGCAUCCCAUUGUGGUGAAAAUGAAGGAUGAAAUGAUAUACCAUUCUCAUGGUCUCCCGUUAGCUGCAACAACGUUCUCCACAAUUAUGCAGAACCGAGUCUAUGGAGGGGAGUUUUUGGUGGCGAUGCUACAACAAAUCGGGUUUUACAAGCAUUCUAUGAUAUGGAACUCCAUCCGACACCGCUAAUUGGUGUGAUGCCUUUGGGAACACAAGUUAACAUUUCAAUUUCUCUUGGAUGGGGAAAUCAACUUUCUGAUACAGAUUCUAGGCCUGGAAUUUUCCUUCCUAAAUUAAGGGAUGCUGAAGAGAUAUUGAUAGACAGUUGGAAUUUUGUAAUGAGGACAUCAAUUCCAGAUUGUCUUGAGAUACCAAAGACUCUUCGCAUUCAACAUGUUUCUGAAGACGACUUAUUGCUCAUGGUAACGUUUUGUCAUAUAGCAUUUUUUUUUUUUAAUUUACAAGAGAACAAAUAUUUUGCUCGCAAAUUGAGAACUUUGCUUUUGCACAAAUAAUUAAUGCAUUAGUUUUUUACAAUGCAUAUGUUUUGGGAUCAUGAUUGUUUUUGUA